This is a messenger RNA of Phycomyces blakesleeanus NRRL 1555(-), 1654 nucleotides long. RefSeq lists its product as hypothetical. Gene Ontology annotation, molecular function: oxidoreductase activity, acting on the CH-CH group of donors; flavin adenine dinucleotide binding. NCBI's taxonomy places the organism in Eukaryota, Fungi, Mucoromycota, Mucoromycetes, Mucorales, Phycomycetaceae. Bases 1 to 1536 code for a protein of 511 amino acids. The record is from RefSeq and is a predicted model, not a curated record. The transcript has 8 exons.
AUGGCCCAACUCAAGACUUUCACCCGCGAAGAGGUUGCCAAGCACAACACCGAAAAGGAUUGCUGGAUCAUUAUCGAUGGCUCAGUGUUUGAUGUCACUCGAUUUGCUCCCAUGCAUCCUGGAGGUGGCCAGCUCUUGAUUGAGUUUGGCGGCAAGGACGUGACAGACGAAUUCUAUGGUCUUCACAAGCACGAAGUCAUUACCAAGUAUACCCCUAGACUCAAAAUUGGCUCUAUUGUCGACGAAAAGUCUGCUAUUGCUGAGGCCAACGCUUCAUACAUUUCCAAGGUCCCUUACGCAGAGUCUAGCUACUUGAUGGGUCUCAAGAGCCCUUACUACAAUGAGAGCCAUACCCGUUUCCUUACUUCCAUUCGCCAGACAUAUGAAAGUAUCAAGGACGAAUCUAUUCUUUUUGAAGACCAGGGUAAAGCUCCCUCUGCUGAGGUUUACAACUUGUUAGGUCAGGAAGGUAUCCUGGCUUCUCAGAUUGGUCCCGGUCCUUGGUUGAAGGGUCUCAAGCUGCCCGGUGGAGUCAAGCCCGAGGAAUUCAACUACUUCCACGAGUUGAUUGCUCACCAGGAAACCGCUCGCAUGGGUACUCCUGGUUACUCCGAUGGUAUCUCUUCUGGCUACAGUAUCGGUCUUCCCCCUGUCCUUUACUUUGGCUCUCCUGCUUUGAAGGCCAAGGUUGUUCCAGAAGUUCUUUUGGGCAAGAAGCGUAUCUGUUUGGCUAUUACUGAGCCCUACGCUGGCUCUGAUGUGGCCCGUAUUCGUACUACCGCCAAAAGAACAGCCGACGGCAAGCAUUUUAUUGUUAAUGGUGUCAAGAAGUGGAUUACAAAUGGUACCGCUUGCGACUACUUUACUACAGCUGUAGUAACUGAAAAGGGUAUUACCAUGCUUUUUAUUGAGCGUAACGAAAACCUUGAAACCAAGGCUAUCAAGACCUCUACUUCCCCUGCUGCUGGUACUGCCUACAUCACCUAUGAGAAUGUCAAGGUUCCAGUUGAGAACAUCCUUGGCAAAGAAGGUCAGGGUUUCCAGGUUAUCAUGUUCAACUUCAACCACGAGAGAUGGUACAUCUGCGGUGCCAUGACUGGUGCAAGCCGUGCUGUUAUCGAGGAAUGCUUCAAGUGGGCCAAUCAGCGUAAGGUCUUUGGAAAGCGUUUGAUCGAUCAACCCGUAAUCCGUAACAAGUUGGCUGGCAUGAUUUCCCAAUUGGAAGCUGUUGAUAACUGGCUUGAGAACAUUACCUAUCAGAUGUGCAGCAUGUCUUAUGAUGAACAAGCCAUUAAGCUUGCUGGUCCUAUUGCUCUUCUCAAGUACCAGUGCACUCGUGUAGCCCACAAUAUUUCCGAUGAUGCCUGUCAGAUCUUUGGUGGUCGUGGUAUUACAAAGACUGGUAUGGGUAGAUUGGUCGAGAGUUUCCAGAGAACCUACAAGUUUGGUGCUAUUCUCGGUGGUUCAGAGGAAAUUAUGGCUGAUUUGGGUAUCAAGAUGGCCAUGAAACAAUUCCCCAAGCACGCUCGUCUUUAAACAUUAGAUAUAUCUAAAGAACAGAAGUAAAAAAAAACUACUAUUUUCGGACAGUCUUGUAAACAAUUUCCUUUUUUUUCUUUUCUGUUCUCUUUAUAUAAAUAAAAUACAAUACAAU